Molecule: messenger RNA, 1407 nt
Organism: Fragaria vesca subsp. vesca
Lineage: Eukaryota; Viridiplantae; Streptophyta; Magnoliopsida; Rosales; Rosaceae
Product: pentatricopeptide repeat-containing protein At1g07740, mitochondrial-like
Exons: 1
Coding region: 1-1407 (468 amino acids)
Molecular function (GO): protein binding
Source: RefSeq, a predicted model, not a curated record
AUGUUCCACUCAAGAGUCAAAGCUUUGCAUCAAGCACAAUCAAACCCUCUCCUCCACUGGACCAAUCUCACAAAUCUCCAAACCUACCACACCCUCCGUCGUCCCAACAAACCCAACACCAAGCCUCGCCGCGAACGCCCUCACAGAGCCGCCGCAAAGCUUCUUCGCAAGCCCAUACCCUUCGUCUCCGAUGUCAAACAAACUCACGGCCCAGAAGACGCCUUGUCUCUCUUCCGAGAGUACCACGAAAUGGGAUUCAAACACGACUACCCCUCCUACUCUGCUCUCAUCUAUAAGCUGGCUCGUAAUCGCAACUUCGAAGCUAUUGAGACCAUUCUUGGCCAUGUACGAGAUAGAAACAUUCACUGCAAAGACACCCUUUUCAUUGCUCUGUUUCAACAUUAUGCGAAAGCCAAUUUGAUUAACAAAGCCAUUCAGCUUUUCCAUGAAAUGAAUACUUAUAAUUGCGUCCGUACAUUGCAAUCUUUCAAUUCUCUGCUCAAUGUGCUUGUUGACACUGAUCGGUUUUCCGAUGCCAAUGAGAUUUUCGGUCGGUGUAGUCAAAUGGGUUUUCGGCCCAAUUCGAUUUCGUAUAACAUAAUGAUCAAGGGGUGGCUUAAGAAAGGUGAAGUGGAAGAAGCACGGAAGGUAUUCGAUGAAAUGCUUGAGAGAAAAGUGCAGCCUAGUGUUGUGACAUAUAAUAGUCUGAUAGGGUUUUUUAGUCGAAAGGGAGAGUUGGAGGAAGCUACUUAUUUGCUUGAGGAUAUGAGACAGAAGGGGAAGUACCCGAAUGCUGUAACGUAUGCAUUAUUGAUGGAAGGUUUGUGCAUGGUGGGGAAGUAUGAGGAAGCAAAGAAGAUGAUGUUUGAUAUGGCUUAUCGGGGUUGUAAACCACGGCUUGUGAAUUAUGGUGUUUUGGUGAGUGAUCUGGGAAGGAGAGGGAAGAUUGAGGAGGCGAAAGCUUUACUGCAGGAAAUGAAGAAAAAAAGGUUUAGGCCAGAUGUUGUGAUUUAUAACAUCUUGAUCAACUUUCUGUGCAAGGAAGGUAGGGCUACAGAGGCUUAUAAAGUCUUGAUUGAAAUGCAAGUUGGAGGUUUUGAGCCUAAUGCAGCUACAUAUAGGAUGAUGGUUGACGGGUUUUGUCAGACUGAAGAUUUUGAGGGAGGGCUGAAGGUUUUGAUUGCAAUGUUGACAAGUAAACACUGUCCUCGGUUGGAAACAUUUGAGCGCUUGGUUACGGGACUAUUGAAGUGCGGGAAUGUUGAUGGUGCUUGUUUUGUCUUGGAGGAGAUGGAGAACAGAAAUCUGGAAUUAUGCUGCGAUGUUUGGGAAGCACCAGUUGUUGCUGCUUGUGGUGAGGACAGUAUUGCAGGUGACACAAUGACUGAAGUCAUUUCUGCCCACUAA